This is a messenger RNA of Spodoptera litura, 2121 nucleotides long. RefSeq lists its product as uncharacterized. The record is from RefSeq and is a predicted model, not a curated record. Lineage: Eukaryota; Metazoa; Arthropoda; Insecta; Lepidoptera; Noctuidae.
AUGCCUCACGGAGGCCGCGAGCCACCACCAUCACCGCGCUCCUCCGCCAAGCUCAGCAAGGGCAAAGGACGCAUUUUUAAGAACUCCCGACUACCGCCAACGGAUAUAAGGGCGCUGCAGGCAGUCGCGAGACAAUACGCGACAACCACCCCCUCAUCAACCCCGACAGGAAGCACUGUAGGAGCGGGGGAGGAAUUUUUCCCCCCGCCCCCCUCGAUACCCGACACCCCGGCGUCGCCCUCACCGCCGCCGCGCGCGACCCGCCCCGACUGGCCCGCGCCGACUGAUGCCAGCACGACGGCACCGGAACCGAUGGACGUGGGUGUCCCACACCCAUCCACCACCGACCGCGACGCGGGUGCCGUACACCCGGCCACCGCUGGACUUCUCGCGGGUGGCACACAACCACCGUCCGCGAUACCGCGACCGACCGCACGACCGCAUGGGAAUGCGGUACCUACACGGUCUACACCCGCUGCGACCGUCGCCCCCCGCCCCCCUGCCCUCACCCCCGCAACACCUGCCGGCGGGGCGAGGGUAGAAACACGCCCUGCUACGGCUCCGCCACGACAGCAGAAACCGAAGAGGCAACAACAGGGACCACCGGCGGCGCCCACACGCGCCUCGGCGCCCCGAGCUGCGCCCCCGCGCUCCAUGCCCCUGCUCACCACGCCCCCCAACAGCAUUUUGCCGGAGCGUUUCCCGUCCCCGCCGAAGGAGCCGGUGAAGCGACAGGCGAUCUUCACAACCCCGCCUUUCCACCCGCCGCAAAUGCUCCCACCAUUCGCGCCGCCACCGCAAGACACCGCGCCCCCGACGUCGUACGCAGCCGCCACCGCGACCAGUACCGCGGAAGCACGCGCCCCCGCACCCACCACGACGGGCCACGCCGCCACAAGGGAGACAAGCGCCCCCGCCGCCGACAACGCAUGCGCCCCCACACCCGGACCAUCGAGCGCCCCCGCCCCCAAGGCGCGCUACCCGCCACUCAUCGUCGAGAAGCUCCCCGACUGGGUCGAGCACUUCACGGAGCUGAGGAAGCGCCUGGGACAUGCGCCUAACGCGCGCCCCUUUGGAAAGGGAGUGCGUUUCACGCCGCGCUCCGACGCUGAGUAUAGGAGCAUCCAGGCCUACCUGUCGGACCUGGAGAAGACAACGGGGAUCGCCUGGUUCUCCUACUCGCUCCCGGCGGAGCGCAAUGUAAAGGUGGCCAUACGUGGGCUACCCGUCGACACCCCAACGGAUGCCAUACAAGAGGCACUGCGAGCAGCCGGCUUCAACGCGGAAUAUGUCCGCCCAAUCCGUGCGCGCCAGGGACGACCAGGGUGUCUCUACUACGCCCAGGUGGCGCGCACCGACACCACCAUCCCGGGCAUAUACGGGGUAACGGAAUUACUCAGCAUGCCCGGGAUCAAGAUCGAAGCAUGGCGGGGCAAGAAAGGCCCCGCGCAGUGCCACCGCUGCCAGCAGUUCCGGCACUCGUCGCACAACUGCCACCGGCCCAUUGCCUGUGUGCGGUGCGGCGAGUCUCACCCGGCCAGCGAGUGCCCCCGCCCGAGGGAGGAACCACCGACCUGCGCGAACUGCGGAGGCGCACACACGGCGAACAAUUCGUCGUGCCCCGUAUACCGCCGAGAGACGCGCAACCCAAAGGCGGGUACCGUGGCGCGCACCGCCCCCACCACUGCUCCAAAACCCACACCAGCACAAGCACAGCCAGGGGGCGAGAAUAACGCCCCGGGCUCACUGAUGGCCGCAGCAAACGAGCCGGGCGCUAAACCAGGCAGAAAGCGCAGACGCAGGAAGGCGAAACGGGCACUCCCCGCCGCCGCCGCCACCGCCGCCACCACCGCCCCCGCCGCCGCCCACGCCCACACCACUACCAAAACCAGGGCGCCUGCCGCCCCCGCGACCAAGGCGCCGGUCACCGCAGCAACCGGAAGGGCGAAGAGACCAGCAGCGCCGCAACAACCACCACCAAGAUCGCUGCUCUCAAUAAACGACGUCGUCCGCAUCCUGCAGGGGAUCGUGACGGCGCUCAUCCAAAAACAAGACGACCCGGUGCCGCUGCUCCUAGACGCAAUCAAGUCACUGAUUUGCGAUGGACCAGCGGCACCUUAG